Paramacrobiotus metropolitanus is the source of this 2251-nucleotide messenger RNA. RefSeq lists its product as uncharacterized. Gene Ontology annotation, molecular function: protein binding. The transcript is spliced from 4 exons. The record is from RefSeq and is a predicted model, not a curated record. Lineage: Eukaryota; Metazoa; Tardigrada; Eutardigrada; Parachela; Macrobiotidae. The coding region runs from base 258 to 2036 and encodes 592 amino acids.
UCUCCGUUCCCACUUCCCAGACAGCAGGCACACGACAGGCAGAUGACCAGUUUUCGCUCUCCAUUGUUUACCGUUUGCAGCUUGCCACUCAGUCGACUUUCAGACUUCAGUGCAGCCUUGCUUGUUCUUCGUUUCGAUGCUGUCCUCAUUUUAUGCUAUGCUGUUGCAGAGCUAGGACGCAGCCGGGUUAGCAGAGUUUUUACGAAUUCAGUCAACGUUUACAUGAGUAGAACACAAGUUUUUCCGCUUUCGACAAAAUGGACGGGCAGAUUGUUGGUGACUAUUUUAAGCCUGCAAAGCGCGAUCGUCGUCAAGCCAACAUGGGCAAUACGGUACUGGUGAAUCUGGACGGAGAGAAAGAUUUCUACCUAGACUAUCUGCAGGAUAUCAACGGCCAAAACGUCUAUGUGGAUUUCGACUGUACCACGAUCCCACCACGUUGGAUCUCCGCGCAGCGCGUGUGGUUGCACGAAUUGCUGGAAAAGCAGUACCCUCAGUCCCAGGAAUCUCCCGCCUAUGUGGCUCUCCGCCAGCAACCAAAUGGACCGUAUAUCUUUCGUCCAGCCAUCCGAAUGAAACGCUAUUCCACCCAUGGUGAUUUGUUCUAUUCCUAUGUGCGCUUGGCAAACGAUACUGCUGCACGACCAUGGCGUCUGGUGCAUCGUUGGCAGAUGGUGGAACGUCUCCCUGAACUGUCUGCUCCUUCCUUGCUAGAACGAUUACCUGCUGUUAAUUACCGCAAGUUUUCGGUGUCUGCGCCUCAAGUGCGUCUUCUUGAGCAUAUCGAUGAGCACCGGAUUAUCAGUGUACUGAAUGCGGCUUUUCGCGGCGGUUACAGCAAUUUUGCUGGGUGGGAUCGGGUGUUUGUACGCAUGGAAGGCGACACCAUACAUUUCUUGGUGAUGGACAUAUACCACUAUCAUCCCCGGCACCGCUGCGCCAAUCCACGGUGCUGGACCGAUUCCACGGCGGAAAAAGUCGAAGCUGGUCUACGGGACUAUAUGAUGCCUUACUGUAAUCAUCCGGAGUUUCGACCACGUCUGUUGCGCUUCGGUGAAGAAAAGCUAGAUGAGCAGCCAAUGAUGAACUUUCUGCUGCCGGAAAUUAUGUCAGAGAUUGUGCUCCAUUUGGAUGUCCGCUCUCAAGUUAGAGGGCAACGAGUCUGCUCUUUGUGGGCGGAGUUGCUGGACAAUCGCGCAUCGGCUGUCUCCAUUACGUUGGAUUUGCACAACAUCAGUGCGCAUAUGCCGACCCAGGCUGCGACCGAAGCCUACCACGUUGCGUUUAUUUUGAAUCGCACCGUCAACGAAACAACCAAGACACUGACGCUGAUCGGAAUGACACAACGCAGCGGUGACUUUGAUCUGCCGUACGAUACUCUGCAGAAUCAGAUUGAGGAAUACCUCCGCCUGAAACGUACGCAGUUGCUAGCCAUUGUAGUCCAGGACUACCGGUCUGCUUUUCGCACCAUCAGCAUGGUUCCGAUUCUAAUGCCCCGCCUACGAGAACAUGACGUGUAUUUCAUUCCGUCUCGACUGAACAGUUUGUGCCGGAAGCUGCUGCUGGUUAACUGUGUCGUGGAAUUGGGGACCUGGCUGAAAUCGAAAGGAAGUGUCAACAAGUUCCCUGUGCUGCCAGGAUGGGAUGCGGCCGAUUCGCCGGACUUUUUCGUUACGGUGUCGCGUUUUUGGAUGACAUCCAAAAGAAAAAUGCCGGGGGACCCUGGACUCUUUGGCCACUUCGGUGUGGUAAUAGGCUGUGGUGGUCCUCCUGUAAGCGUCUCGGUUCGCGAUAAAAUAAAGCAGCUGCAUGCGUACUGGGUGGACAAGGUGCCAUAUCCGGGGAAAGAAUGGGAGAAAUUGCGGCAACUGGUGGAAUUGUUUGGAUUGUGUGAGAUGUCACUGGCACCUGGAUUCUGGAGUGAACUUGACCUGCGGAAUUUCGACGGUUUGCCCCUGACCAAUUUGCUGUUGGCUGUCCUUGCCUAUCUUUAUCUGCCUGCAGCUGCCCUGGAGCAGUCGGAAGUAGUUUUUUAACGCAGCCGCAGAUGUUCAGUGGAUUAAAUGUAUCUUACGUUUAGUUUCCAUUGAUGUUUACUUGGCUAAAUUGAUUAGUACGUUCUGCGACCGCAUUCACCAUCUUGACGCCAUUAUUUACGUCAUUUUAAAUUUUUCUUUUUAUACGCAUAAAUAUAGCGUAAUAUGUGUGGGAUACGGUACGCGAGUGGAGCUGACAUUAAAUGACAAAUUGG